AUGGCUCACCUUCACCCCCAGCUGCGCUGCCGCUCCGUGCUCAUCACCGGCUCCAGCAGGGGCAUCGGCUUGGGGCUGGUCAGGGGACUCCUGGCCGCCUCCCCCUGCCCCGACCUCGUCCUCGCCACGUGCCGCUACCCGGAGAAGGCGCAGGAACUUCAACAACUUUGCAAGAAGUACCCUAAUCUGAAACUCCUUCAGCUCGACGUGGUUUCCGAAAGCAGCAUCGAGAGAGUGGUCAAAGAAGUGGAAGAGAUCGUCGGGGAUGAAGGGUUGAACUGCUUGGUCAACAAUGCUGGCAUCAAUGUGGUGGCCACUCUGGAACAAGUCACGGCGGAGACCAUGCUCCAUAUCUACGAGACGAACACGGUUGCCCAGCUGAUGGUCACCAAAGCUUUUCUUCCUCUGCUGAGGAGAGCUGCCCAGCAGAGCACCGGGAUGGGGUGCCACCGUGCGACUAUCGUCAACAUGUCCUCAAUAUCGGCAUCCAUGGAACUUGUAGAGGACAACCACUUCCGCAUGGUGUACCCUUACAGGAUAGCGAAGACAGCACUGAACAUGAUCACCAGAUGCCUCGCUGUCGAUUUGGAGCGGGAUGGGAUCCUUUGCGUGUCUCUGCAUCCAGGCUGGAUUGACACGGAUAUGGGAGGAAGUCUGGCUCCCUUAAAGGUCCAGGAUGCCAUCCCCGGGAUCAUCUCGUGUCUGGCUCAUCUCAGUGAAAAAGACAACGGGAGCUUCCUGAAUGGCCAAGGGGGGUAUCUCCCCUGGUAGCAGCGAGGCGUGAACGUUGGAGGCCUCACGCCCCUCAUUCCAUCUCAGUUCUGGCACAAAUGUGUGGGGAUCGCUAGCUAGUAUUCCUCUCUUUUUGAAAGCUGUUAGCAACGAAACUUGAAAAUCAGCCAGUUCCUGUAUUGUGUGAUACGUUUUAGCCCUCUUGACACUAGCAAAAUCUGAUUGCUUCUUUGGGCCUCAGGAAAAGCCAAUGAGGAACCAUGAUUUGCUGGCCGUGACUGACAUCUUCAGAGGCACGUCAUGGUACAUUGAUAUGGGUGAAGCGUUAGGAGUAAAAACGGCCGGACCACAGCCACGCAGCCCAGAAAACCCACAACAGCUUGUUGAUUCCGGUCAAGAAAGCCUUCAACAAUAAACUUUU
Sphaerodactylus townsendi is the source of this 1153-nucleotide messenger RNA. Its product is annotated as C-factor-like. Bases 1 to 771 code for a protein of 256 amino acids. The transcript has 6 exons. NCBI's taxonomy places the organism in Eukaryota, Metazoa, Chordata, Lepidosauria, Squamata, Sphaerodactylidae. The record is from RefSeq and is a predicted model, not a curated record.